AUGCUGGAUCUCACCAGCCAGGCCGUGUGUUCUUUGCCUCGGAUCCUGUGGUUUUUGCGGGCUCCUGCAGGCUUUCACCACGCCGCCUCCACUCCUGCCCUGGACGAUCUGAUCGCCCUGGGCCCGGCGACGCCGCAGGGGCCCUCGAGCUCCAGCUUCGGCGUGGGGCUGCGCAUCUCGAGGAUUUGUGGGGCGAGGUCCCGGGCGAAGAGCGCCCCGGCAGUGGCGACGCCGGAUGCAGGUGCCGGUCAGAACCUCCUGGCUUUCGCAGACUUCAGCAGCAUGCCGCAGCAGGCCCAGCCGAUGCCUGCCACAUCGACUGCAGGAUUCUCUGCACCUGCAGCUCCCUUGGCUGCGCCCGGCUUCGCGGACUUCGGCUCUGCGCCAACCUUUGACGCCUUCGCGCCAGCGCCGGCUCAUGGAAAGGCAGCCGCGCCCGCGGCUCCGCGGCCGGCCUCCGGGCCUUCGGCAGACUUGCUUGACUUGCUGUGA
Messenger RNA from Symbiodinium sp. CCMP2456, 492 nucleotides. NCBI's taxonomy places the organism in Eukaryota, Dinophyceae, Suessiales, Symbiodiniaceae. The record is from the annotation of a GenBank genome assembly.